Prunus avium (sweet cherry) is the source of this 2255-nucleotide messenger RNA. RefSeq names its product acetolactate synthase 3, chloroplastic. NCBI's taxonomy places the organism in Eukaryota, Viridiplantae, Streptophyta, Magnoliopsida, Rosales, Rosaceae. Gene Ontology annotation, cellular component: acetolactate synthase complex. The record is from RefSeq and is a predicted model, not a curated record. Gene Ontology annotation, biological process: L-valine biosynthetic process. Gene Ontology annotation, molecular function: acetolactate synthase activity; magnesium ion binding; thiamine pyrophosphate binding.
CCUAAUACAAAACUCCAUCCUUGAAUCUUGAUUCACCCUCUUCUUCGAUUCUCAGGCUCUCAGCUUGUUAAAAAUGGCGGCCAUCGCUCCAUCCUCUUCCUCCUUUUCAAAUCCCUCUCCUCUCCCUUCUUCAACAAAUUCCCAAAACAACACUUCCAGAUUUACCCGCCCCUUUUCCCCUUUUCCCCAGAAGCCCACUCUCUACCGCCCUCUCCACAUCUCCAAUUCUCUCUCUCCCAAACCCAAAGCAACGAGCACCGGCAGCAUCACCACCACCCCUAUUACCACCACUUCAGACCCACAAACUUUCAUUUCCCGAUAUGCCCCUGAUGAGCCAAGAAAGGGCGCGGAUGUCCUGGUGGAGGCCCUCGAACGCCAAGGCGUCACCGACGUAUUCGCCUACCCUGGAGGCGCAUCCAUGGAGAUCCACCAGGCCCUCACGCGCUCCUCCACCAUCCGCAACGUCCUCCCUCGCCACGAGCAAGGUGGCGUCUUCGCUGCCGAGGGCUACGCGCGCGCCUCCGGCCUCCCCGGUGUCUGUAUUGCUACCUCUGGCCCUGGUGCCACCAACUUGGUCAGUGGCCUCGCCGACGCACUCCUCGACAGCGUCCCCGUGGUUGCUAUCACUGGACAGGUCCCCCGCCGCAUGAUCGGCACCGACGCUUUUCAAGAGACACCCAUCGUUGAGGUAACCCGAUCCAUCACCAAACACAAUUACCUUGUUCUUGAUGUAGAGGAAAUUCCUAGAAUUGUUCGUGAGGCUUUUUUCUUGGCCACCUCAGGCCGACCAGGCCCAGUUUUGAUAGACAUACCCAAAGAUAUACAGCAACAGCUUCUAGUUCCCAAUUGGAACCAACCCAUGAGUCUACCCGGCUACAUGUCUAGGUUGCCCAAGUCCCCCGCUGAGUCCCAUUUGGACCAGAUUGUGAGGUUGGUAUCUGAGUCGAAGAAGCCGGUUUUGUAUGUUGGUGGAGGGUGUUUGAACUCGAGCGACCAGUUGAGGCGAUUUGUGGAGCUUACCGGGAUCCCCGUUGCGAGUACUUUGAUGGGUCUCGGGGCGUACCCGUGCUCUGACGAAUUGUCCCUCCAAAUGCUUGGGAUGCAUGGGACUGUGUGUGCUAAUUAUGCUGUGGAUAAGUCUGACUUGUUGCUUGCUUUUGGGGUGAGGUUCGAUGACCGUGUCACAGGGAAGCUCGAAGCAUUUGCUAGCCGCGCUAAGAUUGUUCACAUUGAUAUUGAUUCAGCAGAGAUCGGAAAGAAUAAGCAGCCUCAUGUGUCAGUUUGUGCAGAUGUGAAGUUGGCAUUGGCAGGGAUAAAUCGAAUAUUGGAAGGCAAAGGAAGCAAGCUUAAACUAGAUUUCUCAGCUUGGAGGGAGGAGCUGAAAGAGCAGAAGGUGAAGUUUCCAUUGAAUUAUAAGACUUUUGGGGAAGCCAUUCCUCCUCAGUAUGCGAUUCAGGUCCUUGACGAAUUAACGGAUGGGAAUGCAAUUAUAAGCACUGGAGUUGGGCAGCAUCAAAUGUGGGCAGCUCAAUUUUACAAAUACAGGAGGCCUCGCCAGUGGUUGACGUCAGGGGGAUUAGGGGCUAUGGGUUUUGGAUUGCCUGCUGCUAUCGGGGCUGCUGUUGCAAAUCCAGAUGCAAUUGUUGUUGACAUUGAUGGCGAUGGGAGUUUCAUGAUGAAUGUCCAAGAAUUGGCAACUGUCAGGGUAGAGAAUCUUCCCGUUAAGAUAAUGCUGUUGAAUAAUCAGCAUUUGGGUAUGGUUGUUCAGUGGGAGGAUCGCUUUUAUAAGGCGAACAGGGCUCACACUUACUUAGGGAACCCAUCAAACGAGUCUGAGAUAUUCCCUAAUAUGCUCAAGUUUGCAGCAGCUUGUGGGAUACCAGCUGCGCGUGUGACGAAGAAGGAGCAUCUGAAGGAAGCAAUUCAGAAAAUGUUGGACACUCCUGGUCCAUACUUGUUGGAUGUAAUAGUGCCCCAUCAAGAGCAUGUCUUACCUAUGAUUCCUAGCGGUGGUGCUUUCAAAGAUGUGAUAACUGAAGGUGAUGGAAGAUCGUCUUAUUGAUUUCCUGGCCACCAUCCUUCGUAUCUACAAUUUUGAGAUGUGCUUUAAGUGUUUAGUUUAUCUAAUUGUGUAAAAUAAACUUAUCGUUUCUAUGCAAAAAAAGUUAUGUAGAUGCUAUCUCCUACUUCACUUAUUUGUUUAUGUAUUAAAUGUAUAUUGUAUAAGAGAUCAAUCCCCAGCUUCCUAAAGAAAA